Oreochromis aureus is the source of this 1609-nucleotide messenger RNA. RefSeq names its product major histocompatibility complex class I-related gene protein-like. Bases 231 to 1346 code for a protein of 371 amino acids. Gene Ontology annotation, biological process: immune response. The record is from RefSeq and is a predicted model, not a curated record. Gene Ontology annotation, cellular component: external side of plasma membrane. The transcript is spliced from 6 exons. NCBI's taxonomy places the organism in Eukaryota, Metazoa, Chordata, Actinopteri, Cichliformes, Cichlidae.
CUUGAGGAAAGGCACCACUCCCUACCUGUUGGUUAACAACAAGCAGAAAAGCCUGUUUGGCACAGUAACUAAAUCAAGAAAGAAAAGGAGGAAGAAGCACUAUGAUAUUCACUUCAGCUAAUGACACAGAACCUGAAGUCUCUUAAUGUUCGAACAAUGAUUAAUAUAACACUAAGAAAACGCUACUUCCAGAUGAAGAGAGUCAACCUUUCGGACAACAUUGAGAAAUCAUGAAGUUAUUUUUGUUGAUUGCCUUUUGCCACGGUUUAUUUGCAGUGAAACAUUCACUGAAGAAUUUGGUCACCGGAUCCUAUGGCAUUCCAAUCAUCCCGGAUUUUGUGGGUGUGUUGUUAGUUGAUGACAUUCAGACAGGUUACUGUGACAGCAGUCAGAAAACGUUCAAAAUACAACACGACUGGGCAGAGAAAAUAUUAGAAAACGACCCACAGCAGAAGGGCUACUACAAUAGAAAGUGUUUUGAAGAAGAACCAAACAAGUUCAGACAGCUGAUUUCUAGUUUAAAGGGGGAAAGUGAAGGUGUCCACAUUUUACAGAGGAUAGAUGGCUGUGAAUUGGAUAAAAAUACUGGAGAAGUGGCUGGUGUGUUACAGUAUGGUCAUAAUGGAGAAGACUUUCUUAGAUUUGAUCUAAAAACUCUGAAAUGGAUCGCACAGAAACCAGAAGCUGAAAGUAUCAAACAAACAUGGAACGCUGAUGUAGCUAAAAAUAAUUAUUAUAAUAGUUCGCUCACUGGGAUUUGUCCUCAGUGGCUGAAGAAGUACUUGGACGCUGGGAACAGCAGCCUGCAGAGAAGAGAUCUUCCUUCAGUCUCUCUCCUCCAGAAGACUCCCUCCUCUCCAGUCAGCUGCCACGCUACAGGUUUCUAUCCUGACAGAGCUGUGAUGUUCUGGAGGAAAGAUGGAGAGAAGGUUCAUGAAGGUGUGGAUCCUGGAGAGAUUCUCCCCAACAAUGAUGAGACCUUCCAGAUGAGUGUUGAUCUGAAUGUUUCAUCACCUGAAGACUGGAGAAGAUACGAGUGUGUGUUUCAGCUCUCUGGUGGUGAUGAACACAUUGUCACCAAACUGGAUAAAACAUUAAUCAGAAGAAACUGGAAGGAAAAAAAUGACAAAAAGACGAACAUUUUUGCCGUGGUUGUUCCUGUUCUUCUCAUCCUCUGUGCUGUUGGAGUUGUUGUUUAUAGAAAGAGGAGAGGUGUGUCCUUUUUGACUGCAGUCCUAAUUGCCUUCAGAUCAUCAUACAUCUCCUCCUGUAAAAUUUUGGGAUGGUCAGCUUUAACCCAUAAAGCAAGAUCUUGCAUGGAGUUCCAGAUCAAGGACAACGGAUGAUGAUUUUAUAUUUUAUAUUUUUUUCAUUUUCUGAAUAAUCGGACCAACACCUGUCACCUUCCCAUCAAGCUUCUUGCUGAUGGUUAUGUAAUUCGUUCCAGCCUUGUGCAGGUCAAUGUCCUCUGAGAGAAUUCUGCCUGGGGUGUAUGAAAUCAAACACUUGUGCCACUCAAUGACAUGCAAAUCAAUUUAUACCUUUUAGGAAAUGUGUUUUCUUUUUCUGGAUUUUUGGUUGAUAUUCUGUUUCUUUCCUACAAAAUAAA